AUGGCCGCCGCAACCAAGCACCUAGACGCUCUUCUGUUGGAUGGAUCGACCACGGUCCAACAGAAAAUCGACUGUCUCAAAUUACUCAAGGUAGUGACCAAGAAUUUGAGUGAUCCUGCGAAAUCGUCGGACCCCAAGUACCGUCAAUUGAAGCUGGACAAUGAGAAAGUGCGUUCCAAAAUUGUGACGUGUCCAUCGGCGGUUCCUCUGUUGGUGGCGUUGGGGUUUGCCGAAGUGCAAGAAGAGGGUUCUCCUGUCUUGCGUGUUGACGCGUCCAAAGCCAUUGAUCAUGCCAUCAUGACCACCAUGAUGAACGAGAUUGUCUCCACGUUGAACAACCUCGAUCAAUCCAACCUGCAAAACAAAAAACCCAAAUUGAAUCCCAGCAACUCUAUUACUUCUUCUUCUUCGACGUCUGGCAAAUUGUCGGAAAAACAAAAGGCACGCAUCUUGUUGGAAGAAAAGGAACGAAAGGAUCGUGAAGCGGCCAAAGCCCACCGCGAAAAGAAUGUCGCGCUCUUGAAGCAAGACAAGUAUGUUCGACAGAACGACGAGAAUUGGAGCAGUAAGCCGAGUGCGGCAUGUGUCAAGACGGGCGAUGCCAUCUCCACCUUUCGCGACAAGUAUGGGGAGUAG
This is a messenger RNA of Seminavis robusta, 636 nucleotides long. NCBI's taxonomy places the organism in Eukaryota, Bacillariophyta, Bacillariophyceae, Naviculales, Naviculaceae. The record is from the annotation of a GenBank genome assembly.